AUGGUUGUCUCCAACGGAAAUUCUGCGCCCUCAACAGGGGUCAGAGUAGUCAUUGUAGGAGCAGGUUUUGGAGGACUCACAGCCGCCAUCGAAUGUCAUCGGCAGGGCCAUCAAGUCGAGGUAUAUGAAUCUUUCCCAGAACUCAAGGUCCUAGGCGACAUCAUCUCCUUCGGCCCCAAUGCCGGCCGCAUCUACAAGCGCUGGAAAGACGGCAAAAUCGCCCAAGAAAUGCGCAGUUUGAGCAUCGACCUGACCGAAUACGGAUUCCGAAUCCAUAAAUACGACACUGGAGAAGUAGUCACAACGCAAAAGGGCCCGCCACCUGACCCUGAGGCUCCUGUUUUCAAUGGCCAUCGUGGUGAAUUGCACAGCAUUGUUUUUAAUUAUGCGAAGGAUGAUUUGGGCAUCCCGAUUCAUCUUGGUCAUCGAGUGACGCAGUACUGGGAGGAGGAGGAGCAGGCCGGUAUCAUUCUAGAUGAUGGAACGAAGGUAUCUGCGGAUGUAGUUAUCGGCGCGGACGGCGUGAGAUCUAAAGCCAGAGAAUUGGUUCUUGGUUACUUUGAUAAGCCCAAGUCGAGUGGCUAUGCGGUUUACCGAGCAUGGUUCCCAAACACCGAUAUGAUCAAAGACCCUCGCACAAAGCAAUUCUGUGAGAACGGAGACACAUUUAACGGAUGGAUUGGUCCGGAUGUCCAUUUCCUAUUCUCGACUAUUAAGAAUGGCUCGGAUUGCUGCUGGGUGUUGACUCAUCGCGAUGAAGCUGAUAUCGACGAAUCCUGGUCCUUCCCCGGAAAACUAGAAGACGUCUAUAAGGUUCUCGAGGGCUGGGAUCCCAUGUGCAAGGCAAUUGUGGAAAAGACUCCCUCGGUUGUGGAUUGGAAACUUGUUUAUCGUGAUCCAUUGCCUCGAUGGGUCAGUGAUAAGGGACGAAUUACCUUGUUAGGUGACUCCGCCCACCCGUUCCUGCCCACUUCAGCGCAGGGAGCUACCCAGGCUAUGGAAGAUGGUGUCACGAUCGCUGUCUGUCUCAAGAGGGCGGGAAGCAAAGAUCGUAUUCCUGCUGCUGUGCGCGCAUAUCAGGAUAUCCGAUACGAUCGUGUUCGUGCAGUGCAAAAGACCGGCGAGACUACACGAGAUAUGUGGCACAAGGCGGAUUGGGAUAAGGUCAAGGAGGACCCUUCUUCCAUUCAUAUGCCUCGUGAUGAUUGGAUAUUUACUCAUGACGCUGAGAAGCAUGCCGAGGAGGUUUUUGAUGAAGUAGUCAAGAAGUUUGUUUAG
Molecule: messenger RNA, 1278 nt
Organism: Talaromyces marneffei
Lineage: Eukaryota; Fungi; Ascomycota; Eurotiomycetes; Eurotiales; Trichocomaceae
Exons: 7
Coding region: 1-1278 (425 amino acids)
Biological process (GO): secondary metabolite biosynthetic process
Molecular function (GO): FAD binding; monooxygenase activity
Source: RefSeq, a predicted model, not a curated record